GGCAGACGACCAGAAUUGGACAAAAUACAAAAUGUCGUCCACAAGAUUUGGAGAUGUUAUAUUAUUCCUUCUUCAUUUCGUUUCGACUUUAGCUGGACCGCUUCAGCCAGAAACCAGUAUAUUAGAGCAAAUCCCAAAUUUGGGAGAGCUGCCCAAUGAAAUCAUAUAUAAAGUGUUGCCGCACCAGGUUAUAGCCGACUUCACAGAUGACUACAUCCUUCACCAAGGAUCCCCAUCAGCUACUGGAGAUACUCGUAAAGUACGGAUCGCAAGACGAGCACCUACACCAGAGGAUCACGUUAUUGAAGUCUUCUUCAUAGCAGAUUUCGCAGCUUACCAGAAGUGGUUGAAGACUGUAGAUGGAGAUAUUACUGCAGCUGAUAAAAGAAUGGAGAUCUUCUACCACUGGAUUGCAAGAUCGAUGAACGAAAGGUACAGCUAUGUAUCGAAGAUGAGCAACACCAUUAACAGUUUACAAAUCAAAUUGGUUGGAUUGCUUAUAUUGAAGGAUACUGCACCAUCAUGGACGGAACGUGCCAAACUACAGAAUGGGCUAGUGAACAUUACCCUUGCACUUGAAAAGCUCGAACAAUGGGUCAAAGAAAGGAACGACAUACCUAACAAUGAUCACAUAAUCGCUUUUACUGGGUAUGGCUUACAAAAGGGGGAGAAUGCAGACAUAAAAGGGUUGUCAACAUUAGCUGGGUUAUGUACUGACUCCUCGAUGACAAUACUUCAUGAUGAUAUGACUUCAUCAAUGCCUGCUGUGGCAGCUCAUGAACUUGGUCACAGUCUGGGAGCAAGUCACGACAAAGAAUCCAGCGGAUGUUCCGAUGACGAUAAUUACAUCAUGGCUACAAAACUCAAAUUUCCAGAAUCUGAAGUAUUAGCUAAAAGACCAUGGCAGUUUUCGAUAUGCUCCAUCAGGCAGUUCGAGGAGACACUAAGCAGAGUAACCUGCACUAAAGACACAGCACCAACAUCGACAUCUGUGAAGACCGAAGAAGCCGGGCAGAUUUUUACCGCGGACGAGCAGUGUGAAAUGGCCAAUAGUGAGACGUCGUAUAUUAGUAGGAAUCUACAUUAUACAGAAGGUUACGAUAACAUGUGUAGAGGGAUGUACUGUGAGGUUGUCAACUCCACCACCGUGUCCGUUAGAUUACCCAUAGAUGGUACCUCCUGUGGACAUAAAAAGUGGUGCAAGCAGGGUCGCUGUGUCCCUGAUCAAAAAGCCCCAAUCAAAAUAAACAACUGUCCAUCCGGAGACAGUCCACGGUUUGUGUGUCACAUCAAGCAUUGUUCGGUAUAUGCCAUGUCCGACCGGAAAUACCAGUGCUGUGAAACAUGUCCAGUUGGCUCUACGUCUAACGGAGCCGCAAGCUUCAAAAUUACCAAGACUGUCCAUACUCCGGUUCGAUCCGAAUCACUCAUUCCGGAUUCACGAUCCAAACUACCAGUACAAGCAACACAACAGGAUCCAAGUAAAUCAUCCGGUCAGCUCAGUCUUUUAAUUGCAAACAAUGGCGAACCAACCAAAAUAAUUAAUGGAAACAUCAUAGUAGCACAUAGGCCAGAAUCCACGACUAUAGACACGACAAGCGCACCAGAAGUGACGACAGAAGCACCGAUCGUACUAAAUGACGAACUUCACCAAGUUACAGUAACAGGGGUGUAUGGAAAACCGUCCAUUGGUGUAAGUGGAAGCGUCAAGGUUGUGGAACCUUCAGAAAUCACGACGAAACCUGCGACGGCGACAAACGACAUUUUCAACAGACUUAUUACGUCAUCCAACAACCAUAGAUUGCCUACUUCAAUAUUCGGAUUGGGUGGUGUUUUAGGACAACGCUGGGUAUACGGCGACGAUUUUUGGACAGUCUUCAACAAAUGGUUCAACCGGUGUAUGGCCAGUGCACAUAAAGUCGUGACGAAUGCACAUAACACCGUGUUCAAUUUGGAAGACAAACUGUAUCAGCAGCUUAAUACAGAGUUCCGGAACCUACUAUCUCUUCCUAGACAACCAGCACCACCUGUUCCACCACGACCAAUUGUAGGCCUACCACAUCUACCACAACAACCACUUGUAGGUCUAUCACAUCUACAACAACGGCCACUCGUAAGCCUACCGUUACACCCACGACCACUUCCUAGACCAGCAAAUCCGCCACGACCAUUAGCACCCAGACGUCCAUUUGUUUUACACCUUGUCCGACCAACAACCGGACGGCGGUCUAAAAUUUCCAGAUUGAGAAACUAUCCUAAAAGACGCAGAGGAUUUUCAAUGAUUGCCGUAGCAGGAAAAUAAGCGUUCCACUUCAAGAAUUAAAAGCUAUACUGUUGUUUUACGAUUGCAUAAUAAGUAGACAUUUCAAUGGACUGAAUGUUAGACAGUAUUAAUGUAUUGGGAUUGUAACGAGGACUUCUCAAUUUUU
Lottia gigantea (owl limpet) is the source of this 2429-nucleotide messenger RNA. RefSeq lists its product as hypothetical. Gene Ontology annotation, biological process: proteolysis. The coding region runs from base 32 to 2302 and encodes 756 amino acids. The record is from RefSeq and is a predicted model, not a curated record. The transcript is spliced from 14 exons. Gene Ontology annotation, molecular function: metalloendopeptidase activity. Lineage: Eukaryota; Metazoa; Mollusca; Gastropoda; Lottiidae.